GCAAUCUGGCUGGCAACACUGCGAUGCCGAAGAGCCGAAGUUGCCGAAGCGGCGAAGCCGGAAAUUGGAAUUGCUUCUGCUUCCAUUCCGUUGCAAAUUGCAAUAUUUUGUAGAUAAAAAGCCGAUCAGGUUUUCUUGUGGAAUUAUCUACAUAUUUAUAAACAAAAAUAAAAACCUCAGGAACUUUACAGAUUUAUUUACGUUUAAGAAAAAAAUGAGCAAAUACUCUGAAAAUGAGGAUGAUCCUUACGAAAGCUCGGGUGAUGAGUGGAAAGAGGAAGAAGAGGUGAAGAAAAACAGCAGAAGAUCCUCUCAACGUUUAAGUAAAAAGCCCCGAAUGACAGUGGUUGAAUAUGGUAGUAGUGACGAUUCUGAUAGUGAACCUGCAAGAAAAAAGUCAAAAAAUGGUGUUACUAAAAAGGCAAAAGUUCAAGAAGAAGAUGAAGAUGAUGACGAUUAUUCAGCUGAAGAAGACGAGGAUGAAGAGAUAAAAGAAGAAACAGAAAAAGUAAAAAAUUCUGGGACAAAAGCAACUUCAGGUACUACUGGUAGUCCAGUACCUGCUGUGAGACAAAUGGGAAAUCGCAAGUUUAUACCAAAAACUUUGUAUUCAGAAGACUACACUACUGGCUCCUUUGUCAUUCUUAAAAAAGAUGCUGAGGGUGAUGCUUCCAAACACCCAUGUAUAUGGAGGAUUGACGGGAAAGCACUUUUACAAAAAUAUGAAGCAUAUGAUGAAGAUGGCAAAGUUAGACAUAAAAAUACAUCCAUAUACACUGGGUGGUCUCCAAUGGACAAAGAUCUGUAUGCACCUGUGACUGUUGAUGUGAUUCAACAUAACAAUCAAAACCUUAGGGUCGAACUCCACUGGGACAAAUUGAAAGACAUUAAUGCUGACAGUGAUUAAUUUUAGGUCCUAGUUUUUGGGAUCCAUUUUCAUUCUUUGCAAGGAGUUAAUAUUUAAAAAUUAUCUGUAUGUAGUUGUUCCAUUGUAUCUUUGCACAAACGUCAUGAUUCAUUUGCAAACAAGUUAAAUCAAAACAUUAAGUGAAACGUACAUUGAUAUGUACUGUCAAUGUAAUAAUUAGGAAAGGCUAUUAUUGGUGGAUGUAUUUUAUAAAGUUAUAUUGUACAUUUAUAUUUAACUAUAUAUUAUAUAAUAAUAUAACUACAUUAGAACCCCGAUUAUCCGUGUGCGGAUUAUCCGUGCUAUGAUUUUCUAUUACUCAAAUUACAUUUUUGAGGUUUUAUCAAAAUAGCGUCACUGUAAAUCAUUCGACGAAACUCUAUACGCUGAGAGGGAGACUCAUAAUGAAAGAUUUAUUUUUUCUGUCAUCUUUUUAUGGUAGGUACAUACGUAUGUAUAAACGUACAUACGUAUUAUGUAUAAGAAAUAAAUGCUUUUCAAUUAUCCCUGCCACGUCCUGUACCGAGGAGCACGGAUAACCGGGAUUCUACAGUAUAUAUAAAAUGUUAUAAUAUAUAUUUAACACAAUGUAACUUGAUGCAAUAAACACAAUAUAAAUGUAAAUAAAUUCCAAUAAACAUAACAAAUGCGCUAAUAUCACUGUUUUUGAAAAUAAUAAACGCCAAAAUUCAUAGUAAACAAGAUAUCAAAGACAAGUAUUGUUUAUCCUUGUUUAACUUAUUGUGGUUUCUAUGGACAAGCGGUUUAAUUUUGCGAUACUAGUUUCUGUGAGUAAAAAAGAGACUUAGUGUAAUUCGUGAAUAGUUUCAUGCAUGUGCUAAGAUACAAUGGAAAACUAUAUCAGAAGAAACAUGUAUUUUAUUAAAAUAAUUUGCCAUUAAUUUGACACAGCAACUUAAGCAGCUGUAUUUUUUUGUUAUAUGCCAGUCUUGAAUUGAUUAAUCAUUGUGUUUUAGUUAAAAAAUAUAUUAACUCUUAAAACCCAUAAUGCCCAUAUUGACACUGCAGAAAUCAUUUACCUGAACUUUAAACCUAGUUGUAGACAUAUGAAAAUCAGUGGCGGCUGGUCAGAGGAGGCAAGGGAGGCUUAGCAUUCCCAUAAAUUUUUUACACAUGCUAAACUGUUUUGUUUACUUUGCUGUUUUGCAUCGCGUUAGAGAUAUCGGAAAAAGUUAUGUGAACAAGUUGUUCCAAAUAAUGUUCUAACCCCACAUACCAAAUUUCAUCACAAAAUUCGCACUUUUAGUUUUUUCAUUAUUUGUAAUCAGGAUCCUAAAACUGGAGAGGAGGCUGCUGGCCGGAAAAUCUCACUUGCUAAUGUUCCGCGCAGCCCAGCAGCGUUUACGGAGACCCGGUUUUCUUAAGUUGUGCUCACUACGGAGAGCAAUGGAUUGUAUCCUCGCUCCGACCCUUGCUCCCUGGUAUUUAUAUUCGUUAUAUUCGUGAAUUUUCGCAUUUAAAAUAAUGUAUUUAUUUUAAAUGCGAGAAUUCACGAAUAUAAAUACCAGGGAGCAAGGGUCGGAGCGAGGAUACAAUCCAUUGCUCUCCGUAGUGAGCAAACCCUUUAGCUGCAUUAUUUAUAGUUUAACGCACACGCUGCCCGGAGAUUGGGCAAGGACCGCUGAUCGGCCAGCAGCCUCCUCUGCAAUUUUAGGAUCCUGACUACAAAUAAUGAAAAAACUAAAAGUGCGAAUUUUGUGAUGAAAUUUGGUAUGUGGGGUUAGAAUAAUAUUUGGAACAACUUGUUCAAAUAACUUUUUCUUAUAUCUGUAAUGCAAAGCAAAAUAUCGGUAAUUUACCGUGUUUUUGGAUUCGCAGUAGGCCACUUUUAGAAUUAAAAAAAAUUCAGUUGAGUAUCUUAAAAAAUGUGAACCUUCAACCUCUAUGGACUGCAAAAGUUAAAAUCUGUAUUUAUUUUGAUAUGCAUAUCUACUUACAGAGAUAGAUUUGUUAACAAAUAAACGACACAAACUUUGGUAACACACUUUUACAAUUUGACUAACUACUUUUAAAAUGAUAUGAUAUUAUGAAUUAUGAUGAUAUUAUAAAAUGUAAAUAAAAAAUGGUCAAAAAAAUGGGGACUUAAAUUAGAUUUUUUCGGCGGAUUUUUUUUUGCUAGUGCAAAUUUGUCUAGAUAUUUUACAGUUAGGUAUAGCCUCCCCUGGUAAAAAUCACGAGUCGCCACUGAUGAAAAUAUUUUACUCAAGAAAUGUUGUGCGUCAUUGAAAUAUUGUAGAUAUUGGAGAAAUAUAUUAUUAUUUUAAUCCGGGAGCAGUCGCGCGGUUUGAAAAAAUCUAACAUUUUAUCCUUUUCCGUGAUAACUUUUUUUUUAAUGUUGUAAUAUUUACAAUCUGUCCUCAACUAAGAACAAUAGGUAAAUUAUUUGAUAAAAAUUGAAAAUUUGACCUGUAGAGGGAGAUCCAGUGAUCACCCUCUUUACAUAAAUUAAAUUAAAACAAAAAGUUUAGUUAUCACAGAUUAUUUGAAUCUUCUUGCUAGGUCCACUACUUUGAAUCUCUUCAGGCGUCGUACAUCAUUGUGAUCAUCAGUGAGGUUGCUGGCUAACUCGUUUGGAUGAGAUUCUAGUCUCUUGGAAUAUUUUUUGUAAUAUUCCGUUAUUACUGUUUUUAUGGAUGGCACAUUGAGGUCUUUCUCUAUCACAUAGUUUGGCACGUACCAAGGGGCAUUCAGCAUUGUUCUGAAAUCUCUGCAGUAUUUCUAGGUUAGUUUGACUGGCUGUCCCCCAAAGUUGGAUACCAUAGGUCCACACUGGUUUUAAUAUAGUUUUAUAUAUCAGCAGUUUGUUUUCAAGUGAUAGUUGAGAUUUACGACCGAUGAUCCAGUACAUUUCUCGAAAUUUUAUUCCUAGUCGUUUGCUUUUUGUAAAAAUGUGUUUUUGCCAAGUUAAUCUCUUAUCAAGAUGGAUUCCUAGGUACUUGACAGUAUCGGUUUGUGGGAGUUGCGUUUCAUUUAGUGUUACAGAUGGACAUGUUUGUCUUCUCAUCGUGAAGGUUACAUGGAUGGAUUUACUCUCAUUCGCCUUUAUCUUCCAUUUUUUAAGCCAUAUUUGUAUAUUAUUAAGGUCUUUCUGAAGGGUUCUGCAUGCUGUAUUUGGAUCGUGGUGAGAGGAGUGAUAUUGUAGAUAUUGGAGAAAUAUAUUAUUAUUUUAAUCCGGAAGCAGUCGCGCGGUUAGAAAAAAUCAUAACAUUUUAUUCUUUUCCGUGAUAACUUGAUGAAAAGUUUUGCAACAUAACUUUCCACUCGUAAGUGCCUCGAGGAAGAUUGUAGUAAUGCGUGGGAAUUUUCUUUUAUUUUUUUUUUUGAAUUUAUGGCUUUGGUGAGAACCAAUUAGCUUUAACAUUGUUAGAAAUAGAUAUUUUUAACAUAACAAGUAAAUAAAAAUAUUAUAAAAUAGAAAUUUGUCUUAAAUUCUUAUUGUGAGAUUUUUUCUCUGCGCACGACUGCUUACAUGACAGAAGUGAGCAUGACUGCUCCCAGGUUAAUAGAAAUUUUUUGAACUUUGGUAAACAUAGUGAACCAUCUGGCUUCCAAAUGGCUUAUUCCGUCACUGUGUGUCACUGAAAUAUUGCAGACAUUGGAGAAAUACAUUAUUAUUUUAAUAGAAAUUUUACUCAAGAAAUAUUGUGUGCCACUGAACUAUUGUAGACAUUAGAGAAAUACAUUAUUAUUUUAAUAGAAAUUUUUUGAACUUUGGUAAACGUAGUGAACCGCCUUGCUUCCAAAUGGCUUAUUUCAUAACUUACCCGAUCAACAAACCAUCUAUACCGCGUUUCAGUUUCAGACAUGAGAUUCAGUGUAUGGAGGAGACCUCCAAUGCAAACUAAAUGAGAAUCUUAGUGACAACGUUGCCGCUGUCCACGGUAUCAGCCGUGAAAGGUAGUAUUAGGCAGGUACUUGUAGAGGAUUAUCGCUGUUAACUGCUGUGGAAUACUAAAGGAAGAUUUAUUUAUGAAAAUUCACAGAAUGGCAAACCCGCUUGCAAUUUACAAACAUACUGAUUCUAACGUUUGAAACAGAGAAUAGCACCAACAAAGUCUUUAUAUUCAAAUUAAAGGCUUUAGAGCCUUGGCGUUGUAUUGGCAAAACAAGUUGUGGUAAAUGAGUUCUGGAUUAUAUUAGGUUAAUUUUAGAUAAUUUUAGUAAACUUUUUUUCAAUACCUUUAUUCCUUAGAUUUUCUAUGAAUGUUCUAUUCCUUUCUUUAUGGUUAUAAAUAAAUUUUAUAAGUAAAUCAAGAAUAA
Molecule: messenger RNA, 5188 nt
Organism: Diabrotica virgifera virgifera (western corn rootworm)
Lineage: Eukaryota; Metazoa; Arthropoda; Insecta; Coleoptera; Chrysomelidae
Exons: 5
Coding region: 215-907 (230 amino acids)
Source: RefSeq, a predicted model, not a curated record